CAUGCUUUACAUAGCCUUUUCUCGUCACUGUCGACCAUAUAAGUUGCUACUUGUCGAAUGUAUUGAUAAUUCUCCAGUACUACAACAGUACUACAACCUGUGUUGACUGGAAGCACUGAAUUCAUUCAAAUUUCGUUGUUUUUUUGGGGGAAAAACAGUCAAAGUUGAUUCAGAUAGGAUUCUGAGCAUAGCACGAUGUAGUAGGAUUCGAUUCUUUGUAUUACUCUAAAGCAGAUUUCAGGCAGAUUCCCCGUGUACCUUCCCGCUUUGAUGAGGGGCGGUCUCAACACGGUGAGUGAGCGCUUGUAAGUAGAUUGGAUUUUCAAAACAUUUCAUUGGCUUGUCCAUAGGCCGAAAAAAGUCGGCCGAUAGGAAUUUUGACCUUCAUCUCGACGCUCAUCCAGUAUAAAUACCUGUUUUCCGCAUAUCUUCUAUUGUCAUUGGUAAACCAUGCCUGCUCCCGUUAAACCUCCCCGUACUCUUUACGAUAAAAUUUGGGACGACCACGUUGUUGAAGAGAAGAAGGACGGAUUAGCAUUAAUCUACAUUGACCGCCACCUCGUCCACGAAGUCACCAGUCCACAAGCGUUCGAAGGCUUGCGCACUGCCAGUCGUCAGGUUCGUCGUCCUGAUUGCACUUUGGCUACUGUUGAUCAUAACGUCCCAACUUCGUCUCGCAAAAACUUUUCCAAUGUCGAAGCUUUCAUCGACGAGCCUGAUUCACGGGCUCAAUGUGUUGCCUUGGAGGAAAACGUAAAAGAGUUUGGAUUAACAUAUUUCGGUAUGACUGAUAAGCGUCAAGGCAUUGUGCAUAUCAUCGGUCCUGAACAAGGAUUUACUCUUCCGGGUAUUACCUGCGUAUGUGGUGACUCUCAUACAUCGACUCAUGGAGCCUUCGGAUCUUUGGCAUUCGGGAUUGGUACCUCUGAAGUCGAGCAUGUCCUAGCAACUCAAACUCUUUUACAAAAGAAGAGUAAGAAUAUGCGAAUCACUGUCGAUGGCGAAUUGAUUGAGGGUGUUACAUCCAAGGAUGUUGUUCUCCAUAUAAUCGGUGUCAUCGGUACUGCAGGUGGUACUGGGGCUGUCAUAGAAUACGCGGGCUCUGUCAUUCGUAGUCUCAGUAUGGAGGCCCGGAUGAGCAUCUGCAACAUGAGCAUCGAAGCCGGAGCUCGUGCUGGUAUGAUCGCCCCGGACGAAAUCACCUUUGCCUACCUCCGUAAUCGUCCGCUUUCCCCUAAAGGCGAAACUUGGGAUCGCGCUGUUACUUACUGGCAAACACUCAAAACAGACCCCGAUGCCAAGUUUGAUAUCGAAGUCAACAUCCCCGCCUCCGACAUCAUUCCGACCGUCACUUGGGGUACAUCUCCUCAGGACGUAGCACCCAUAACUGGCGUUGUCCCUGAUCCUUCAACAAUUGAAGACCCGGUCAAGCGUGCCUCUGUCACGCGUUCUUUGACUUACAUGGGCCUCACUCCCAACACGCCUAUGCAGGACAUCAAAAUCGACAAGGUCUUCAUUGGCUCUUGUACGAACAGCCGAAUCGAGGAUCUCCGCUCUGCUGCGAAAAUUGUUCUAGCGGCUGGUCCGGAAGCCAAGGUCGCUCCUGGUAUUCUUGCUAUGAUUGUCCCCGGAUCCGGUUUGAUUAAAAAACAGGCGGAGACGGAGGGCUUAGACGUUGUUUUCAAACGCGCUGGAUUUGAUUGGCGUGAAGCUGGAUGUUCAAUGUGUCUAGGCAUGAACCCAGAUCAACUUUCGCCUGGUGAACGUUGUGCGAGUACCAGUAACAGAAACUUUGAAGGUAGACAGGGUGCCGGCGGUCGUACUCACCUUGUCAGCCCUGCCAUGGCUGCAGCUGCAGCGAUGACUGGGAAGCUGACUGAUGUUCGCAAAUUCCUCGGGGCCACUGCUGAAGCCAACAUCGCUGCAGGACCAAAACUCAAGCUCACUUCCGCAUUUGACUUCAUGGACGAUCCUGUUCUUCCCUCUCCCGAUCCCAUUCAAUCUACUACUCCAUCCACAGGUGGAACCAAUUUACCUCCUAGCGAAGCGCCUUCCUCCGUCGAAAAGUUCAUUGUCUUGAAGGGAAUAACUGCCCCUUUGCACAUCGAGAAUGUCGAUACAGAUAUGAUCAUACCCAAACAGUUCUUAAAAACUCUUAAGCGAACAGGACUCUCGAACGCACUCUUCUACAAUUUCCGUUUCGACCCGACGACGGGUGCCAAGACCGACUUUGUUCUUAAUCGCGAGCCUUAUACUCAGGCUAAGAUUCUCGUUUGCACUGGCAAAAACUUUGGAUGCGGAAGCUCUCGUGAACAUGCACCAUGGAGUUUGAAUGACUUUGGUAUUCGUUGUGUGAUUGCUCCUAGUUUCGCGGAUAUCUUCCGAAACAACUCCAUGCAGAAUGGCAUGCUGCCUGUCGCGGUGCCUCAGGAGGACUGCAUGGUUCUCGCACAAGACGCGGAAGCCGGUCUGGAGCUCGAAGUGGACUUGGAGAAACAAGAAAUUCGUCGUCCCAACGGCAUGCCUUCGAUCUCAUUUACCACAGACCCGUUUAGAAGACACUGUCUCUUGAAUGGGCUAGAUGACAUUGCCUUGACGUUGCAGGAUGUUGACUCAAUUGAGGUGUUCGAGCACAGGAGAAGCGAGUUGUGGCCGUGGUUAGACGGGUUUGGAUACAAGGCUGGAAAGAUCCCCGUAGCAGCGAAAAGAGCCCCGAAGAAAAUGGAUUGGUGAGGUUGAAGACAAUUAUACGCUCAUUUGUACAUGUAACGCGAGUUGUACAGUAUCUCGUAGUCCAACAGUAUUGAAUAUGUACCGUCAUUGUCAAAUUGGUU
This is a messenger RNA of Lentinula edodes (shiitake mushroom), 2834 nucleotides long. RefSeq names its product aconitase family-domain-containing protein. Gene Ontology annotation, cellular component: 3-isopropylmalate dehydratase complex. Gene Ontology annotation, molecular function: 3-isopropylmalate dehydratase activity; 4 iron, 4 sulfur cluster binding. Lineage: Eukaryota; Fungi; Basidiomycota; Agaricomycetes; Agaricales; Omphalotaceae. The transcript has 9 exons. Bases 451 to 2733 code for a protein of 760 amino acids. Gene Ontology annotation, biological process: L-leucine biosynthetic process. The record is from RefSeq and is a predicted model, not a curated record.